This is a messenger RNA of Ruditapes philippinarum (Manila clam), 2125 nucleotides long. RefSeq names its product 5-hydroxytryptamine receptor 1F-like. The transcript has 2 exons. The record is from RefSeq and is a predicted model, not a curated record. Gene Ontology annotation, biological process: neuropeptide signaling pathway. Gene Ontology annotation, cellular component: membrane. The coding region runs from base 670 to 1941 and encodes 423 amino acids. Lineage: Eukaryota; Metazoa; Mollusca; Bivalvia; Venerida; Veneridae. Gene Ontology annotation, molecular function: neuropeptide receptor activity.
UCAUGUUUUAAGUAAUAAAACAUGCACCAAAACAGGAUGAAUAUAUGAUAGGACACUUUAAAACAUGUAACAAAUAGUCAUACAAUAACACUUAAUACGUUGAGCUUAAACUAAACAUCGUUGAAGUUUAUUUAUCAUAUAUGUGAACAUUAACAAACAUAUCGAUGAUUAAAGCCGUGAUGUGUUCCAUAGAUAUCUGCUGAUCAUCACGUGACUGUCAAUCACAAUACGCCGGAUAUUGAAGUAGAAUAUUGCAGAAACUAUUUAUGAUGGACUGUACAAGGAUAAUCUAUAUUUAUGUUACUUUUAAUCAUACUUUUCUUUAAAAAAAUAAAAAUAGAAUAUUAUAUCCUUAUUUGUGUUUCUGAAAUUUGGAAAAAAGAAACUUAAACAAGAUAUCGUUAAGAUAGAAAAGUGUUUUGUUUGUAAAUCAAAGGAUAUUGUGUUGAAUAACAGUAAAAUCACUAUAAGGAUUUCAUACAUUUCCCUAUUGUGACAGUUUAUUGCUUCUUCCGCUGUUUUCAACGAAAGAACACUUAACAACAAUAAUAAUACUAGAAUAAUUUUUGGGAAAUAAUAUGAUUCAUUUAAAUAGAAACUAAAGAAUACGCCAAUACGUAAAAUCUUAAAUCGCUUCAUUUGAAAAUAUCAUUGUAUAUUAAAAGGAAAAUGGAAAGGCAAUUAAAUUUGGACGUUUACCUUGUCGGACAAGAUAAGGCUCUUAAAAAUGAUACUUUUGUUGAGAAUUCUUCAACGGAUCAUUUAAAAGAAAUAUUAAAUGAAGUGUCAAAUAAUGAAAUUCUAGUAAUGCUAAAUGAGAGAUCAGCGUACAAUUUGAUUUCAAUUUUUAUAACUUGUGGAAUACUUAUGAUAGUCGGAUUUUUGGGAAACAGUCUUGUAGUCUGGAUUUACUGGCGUAAAAUGAAAUCAUCUGCCAAAAGAACAUUUAUUUUUGCGCUAGCUAUAUUAGAUCUUAUUGUUUGUGUUAUUGUCAUUCCGUUUGAAAUGUAUGAUUUACGAAACCAAGUCAUGUUUUAUUAUGACGGUUUGUGUAAAGCAAUGAGAUUCAUUGAAUAUUCAACAAUAUUAUCCGCGGGUUUUGUGCUAGUAUCUAUUUCAUUUGAGAGAUACUUUUUCUUGUGCAAAGCAUUUCAUGAAUUUUCUUCAAAGAAGGCAAAGGUUAUAUGCACGGUGUGUGUCCUGAUGGCAAUACUUGUAGCAACGCCAUCUGCAUUCUUUGCAGGAUCAAAAACGAGGCACGAAAAAUACGAAUAUCGGAACAUUACAGGUUGUGAAUGUUCAAUGAAUUCAGAGAAAACUUUUAACAAUGUGUUCAAAAGAAUAUACUAUUAUGGUUUAACAGCAAUAUUUUUCGGAUGCUUUGUCGUGUUUAUAGUUAUCUAUACAAUCAUCGGACGUCUUCUUUGGAAAUUUCAAACUGGAAAAUUGGUUCCUGACAUGGGUAAGCUCUCUGCCAGAUUGUCUUCACCGCCAUCAACUUUAAUGAACAAGAAAUUGUCGGCCGAUCACUCAAGUGGACAAAGUAAUGCUUCUAACACUUCUGAAAAAGAAAGAAAUCGACCAAACAUUCAUGGAAGACGCUGUAUCAAAUCAGCAGGGUCUAUUAUUGUUUUCUUCUCGGUCACUGUUGUGUUUGUGUUAAGUUUCCUACCUCAUAUUAUAAUAAGACUUCUACUCUUCUUCAACAUGAAAUUAGAAGAGGAAUUCGACAAGGAAACAAGUGAACUUUUGUACAAUUUUGUUGUUAGGUCAUAUUUGAUUAGCAAUGUUACCAAUCCUUUUAUUUAUAGUAUAUUCAAUAAGUCGUUUAGGAAAGAAGUCAAACGAACAUUUAGUUACCUAAAAAUAUGCCGACCGAAAAGACAGAAUAAUUUGCUACCAACAAAUUCGACAAAUGUAAGAAAGCGAUAUAUACUUUAGACUUUUUAAAAAUAAAUGUUUAACUAUAAGUAUGACAUAGAAUCUAUCUUUAUUUAAAGUGUUUUAAUUUUUAUAUUCAUUUUGAAAUAUUUGUUAUUUUUAAGAGAGAGUGUUAUUUAUAUUUGUUUUACAUAGAUCUAUACAAAUAAUUAAUAAAAGUGGUUUAUUUCAACAAUUUUUUAUA